AUGCGAGGCCGCGGCGAUGCUACUCAUGGGUUCACGAUGCUAUGGCCCAGAAAGACUGGUUCCGAUGUCGAUGUCGAGGUCGAUGUCACGAUCGGUUGCGUGGACGCCGGAUCCUACAAACAAAUUUCGAAGGCGGCCAAAUGUGCGAAAGAAAAGAGGGCCGUAGGGGGGAUCAAUGAAAAUGAUAGGUGA
This is a messenger RNA of Penicillium psychrosexuale, 192 nucleotides long. RefSeq lists its product as uncharacterized. The coding region runs from base 1 to 192 and encodes 63 amino acids. NCBI's taxonomy places the organism in Eukaryota, Fungi, Ascomycota, Eurotiomycetes, Eurotiales, Aspergillaceae. The transcript has a single exon. The record is from RefSeq and is a predicted model, not a curated record.